GGCUCUUUCGUUUAGUGAAAAACAUGUUAGAAUGUGCAAUAGCUGUUGUUUAUUACGGAUGCACAAUAUUAUCUAAUACUCAGGUACUCCGAUUUUGUGACUGUAGCAUUUUAGGACAAAUCAGAAGUCCGGCUUUACCUGACUGACUCCAAAGAAUGUCUUCGCACAAAGUAGUUGUAACUCGCAGGACAACGACCAACAAGCGGCCUUUGUCUUUCGCCCUUCACACUGAUUACGUCAAGUCAACUCCAGGCAUUUUAAAAGCAGUGGAGACGGUAUUAGGAACUGUAUCUUUUGGAUUGCUCGCUCACUACUGCCAGCCUUCUAACCCUCUCGCUAGGAAAUGGCUUGUUGCUGAACCGGAAGAAGUCUUCUUUUUCAUGACUACUUUUGUCUGCGUCGUGAUAACAUUUCUUUUACUGUUGUCUUGCAUCGUGUCUUUUCCGACUGCGUCUUUUAUUCCGAAAACACUUUUUGAACUUCUCUACCAUUGCUUGGCCUUUAUUUUCUACCUGUGUGGUAGCCUGAGUGUACUGAUACUGGUUGCAGGUCACAAUGAAACUGCUUACUGGAGUAGCAAUUACGGAUUCGAGGGAAAAAUAACUGCAGCGGUGAUCGGACUGGUGAAUACCGCACUGUAUUUCUUUAGUGCUUUCUUUUCAUUUCGAUCCUUCAAUAGAAACUGAAAAAUCGUUCCUCUAAAAACUUUACAGAAAAAUUGACGAACAAAGACCAAAAUAAGAGUGUAUCAUUUCAAAAGGGACGUCCAUUCACAUAUUUCAAGUUUAGAAGCUAAGAGGAUAAAACUCAACAAUGCUCUUUUGUAGAAGAACAUGUCAUGUUUUCAACAUUGAUCUACUUUCAAAUCUUUGUUGAAAGAAACGUCAUUUCAACAAUGCUGUUUUGUAAAAGAACAUGCCAUCUUUUCAACAUUGAUUUCCUUCAACUUUAUUUUGUAAAGAAACGUCCUUUCAUCAUUGCACUACUUCAGCAAUGCUCUUUUGUAGAAUAACAUGUCAUGUUUUCAACACUGAUCUACUUUCAAAUUUUUGUUUUAAAGAAACGUCAUUUCAACAAUGCUGUUUUGUAGGAGAACAUGCCAUCUUUUCAACAUUGACUUCCUUCAACUUUAUUUUGUAAAGAAACGUCAUUUCAUCAUUACUCUACUUCAACAAUGCUCUUUUGUAGAAGAACGUGCUACUUUUCAACAGUGCUCUAUUGUAGAAGAAUGAUCCGUUUUUUUUUCAAUAUUUAUUCUACAAGGUUGAAUAAAGUCUCCAUAUUAAAACUUUGCUACAUAAAUCCAGCCUGAUGAACUACUAACUGUGAAACUCUUGUUUUAAAAGUGAUAAGCACAACAUUUUAGACCUUAGCAAUAGCAUCGAUUAAUCCACCAUUUUCACUUAUAAACGUUUUGACCCUCAAAAUGUUAUAUUAUUGCAAUAAAACAGCGCUCUGCCAGUGAAUUAUGAUAAGAAAA
Molecule: messenger RNA, 1480 nt
Organism: Limulus polyphemus (Atlantic horseshoe crab)
Lineage: Eukaryota; Metazoa; Arthropoda; Merostomata; Xiphosura; Limulidae
Exons: 4
Coding region: 156-686 (176 amino acids)
Cellular component (GO): membrane
Source: RefSeq, a predicted model, not a curated record